GAGCCCGAAAAGCAGGGCAAAUUCUGCUACUUUUUUUUUCCAACACGAAGCUUUUCUAACGUGCCAAAUUGCGAAUCGAGAGUUCAGAGACGAAUUGAAAGACCCCAAAUGGGGAUGAGCGAUAUCUGUCCCAAUUACAGAAAGAAUACGGCGUUAAGUUCCAAAAGUUUUAUAGUUUCUGCGAUAUUUUGUAUUUAGUGUCUCACGAGUGAAGGGACUGAAAGUCACACCCAUUCGAGAAACUGCGGGGUGUUGGAAACUCGUUGUGAAGAGAAGAGAGUCCGAAAACGAGAGCUACUCAAGGGGGAGAGGGAAGGAAGAAAGCGAGAUAUGGCGGACGGCUACUGGAGAUAUGCUGCCCAAAGAGAUAAUUUUCAACCACCUGGACGAGAACUUGAUGCAGCUGGUGUUUCUGCUAAUUUUCCUGGAUACUCGACCUCUGAAAAUUCCUCAUUUGCUGGCCAACACUUGUGGAGAGCUGGUGAUCUACCUCUAUCUUCUUCAGACUUCGGCCACAACAAUAUUCCAUCAUUAAAAUCUACUCCUCACCAUUUUGAUGCUAUGGGUAUUGGUGACCUUCCUAGAUCAGGAGUAGGUGGAGUUGAUGCUGGAACCAGUUUGGCAGGGUUGUCAAAUUCAUUUGAUGAUCAAUUUCUGCUCAACAGGAGACGAGAUCUACUAGGCAUAGAUUCUGCAGUUCCACCGGUACUCUCUGAGAGAGCGCAUUCUCUUGCAAAAUCUGAUGUUCUCUCUGAGUGCACAAACAUUCUAUUUGUAGAAGGACUUCCAAGUGACUGCACAAGAAGAGAAGUGUCUCAUCUUUUCCGCCCAUUUAUUGGCUUCAAGGAAAUAAGAGUGAUCCACAAGGAGUGUAGACGGUUGGGUGAAAAAGCUUUUGUUAUUUGCUUUGUGGAAUUCAAGGAUGAAAAAUGUGCAGCAACUGCUUUGGAAGCUCUUCAAGGAUAUAGGUUUGAUGAUAAGAAGCCAGAUUCACCAGUCUUGAGGAUUCAGUUUGCUCGUUUUCCUUUUCGACCCCAUGAUAGGCUGCAGAAUAAUGCUCUCUAGCUGCUGCUUUUGUUCAGGGGAUCCUCCUGCAAUGUGAGGUUGUUUGGGUCCAUCUUUCUUGCUGAUUUUUCCUGUUCGCAAUUUCCAUUACGGAAACUUGCAAAGUAUAGGUAGAAAUAGCUAGAUGCUUUCUGUACUUUUCUUUUGGAAACAUCAAGCUGAUGUAAAGCAGAUGCUUAUUAAGUCUGUUAACGAAAUCAACUCAGAUGGCUAAGUUUUA
Molecule: messenger RNA, 1285 nt
Organism: Nymphaea colorata (pocket water lily)
Lineage: Eukaryota; Viridiplantae; Streptophyta; Magnoliopsida; Nymphaeales; Nymphaeaceae
Product: nuclear speckle RNA-binding protein A-like
Exons: 6
Coding region: 331-1065 (244 amino acids)
Molecular function (GO): mRNA binding
Source: RefSeq, a predicted model, not a curated record